Messenger RNA from Sycon ciliatum, 537 nucleotides. RefSeq names its product transcription termination factor 4, mitochondrial-like. The record is from RefSeq and is a predicted model, not a curated record. The transcript has 4 exons. NCBI's taxonomy places the organism in Eukaryota, Metazoa, Porifera, Calcarea, Leucosolenida, Sycettidae. The coding region runs from base 1 to 537 and encodes 178 amino acids.
AUGUGGCCGUGGGCGCGCCACAUACUUCAUGCAACCAGUGCAGUGUUGGCCGCGCGCUGGUCAACUCCAACCGACCUAGAUGGCAUGGACCACGCUCAUUCCUUGCUGUUGCAGAUCUACGUGGAUCAUCAGCAUAUAUCAUCAUCAUCAUCAUCAUCAUGUGACCAAGCCGCUUUUACGGGCAACAAUUGCAGUGAGACUGAGCAUCAAACGGAUGAUGAGGAAGUGACUGAUGAUGAUGAUGGUGGUGAUGAGGACGAUGAUGAUGAAGAUGAGACGGAGGACGAGGAUAGGGCGGAGGAGGUCGAAGGAAAGGAGCGGGAUGAGACGGAAGAGAGCGACGUGAGCAAAAAGUCAGCUGUAUUUUGUCACUUGUUAUCACGUCCAGAUUGUCUUAGUGUGUACGAUGAUUCUCACUUUUCUGUUUUGUGCCGUGCAAGUUAUGUUAAGCAGUUGAAGGUUCUGGAAGCUGUAUGUAUUCGUGUGCAUAAUCCUGUUCUUUGUAAACAAAAGAAGAAGGUAGUUUAUAUACGUUAG